CAUCUAUGAAUCAAGAUAGUGGUUCAGAUGGCUCUGAAGUGGUUCCUGAUGGAGAAAAUACGAGCAGUAGGGAAAAUGCUGAUAUUUCUUCACAAAACUUUGCUCCAUCGUUGUCAAGAUUGCUUGAUGUUCUAGUCACCCUGGCUCAGACUGGUCCAGCUGAGCCAUCUGUAGGGAGGGCCUCACGGUCAUCCCAAACAAAGCCAACUGGGCAUAACAGAAGUCGAACUUCAUCUGUUGACAGCAUAUAUGACGAGACAUGGGAACAGGGAAGUGGUAAAGUUAAAGACCUGGAAGCUGUCCAAAUGCUGCAAGAUAUCUUCCUGAAGGCAGAGAAUAAGGAUCUUCAGGCAGAAGUAUUGAAUAGAAUGUUUAAGAUAUUCUCGAGCCACGUGGAAAACUACAGAUUGUGUCAGGAAUUAAGAACCGUUCCAUUACUUGUCCUCAACAUGGCUGGUUUUCCUUCCUCGCUGCAAGAUA
Messenger RNA from Camelina sativa (false flax), 480 nucleotides. The record is from RefSeq and is a predicted model, not a curated record. NCBI's taxonomy places the organism in Eukaryota, Viridiplantae, Streptophyta, Magnoliopsida, Brassicales, Brassicaceae.